This is a messenger RNA of Panthera uncia (snow leopard), 1580 nucleotides long. RefSeq names its product cGMP-inhibited 3',5'-cyclic phosphodiesterase B-like. The record is from RefSeq and is a predicted model, not a curated record. The transcript is spliced from 2 exons. The coding region runs from base 36 to 350 and encodes 104 amino acids. Lineage: Eukaryota; Metazoa; Chordata; Mammalia; Carnivora; Felidae.
UGGUUUGUAACUAAAUUUUUUUUUUUUUUUCCCAGAUGAUUCUUUGGGACUGGGACUUAAAGCAAUGGUAUAAACCUCAUUAUCAGAAUUCUGGAGGUGGAAGUGGAGUUGAUCUUUCAGUGCUAAAUGAGGCUCGCAAUAUGGUGUCAGACCUUCUGAUUGAUCCAACCCUUCCCCCACAAGUCAUUUCUUCCCUGCGGAGUAUCAGUUCCUUGAUGGGUGCUUUCUCAGGUUCCUGUAGGCCAAGGAUUAAUCCCCUCACACCAUUUCCUGGAUUUUACCCCUGCUCGGAAGUAGAGGACCCAGCUGAGAAAGGAGAUCGAAAACUUCACAAGGUCAAGAUACAGUAAUCAGCCAGCCCUAUACUUACCACAUUUAAUAAUGUUUUCAAAUUAAAACUGCUCCUUUGUAGCAUAGAUAAAACACAAUUUCUUUUUCAAGGAUCAGCUUUUUUAUACAGUAUAUUGAGCUGUUUGGGACUUUAGAGGUAGUUAUAAAUCUCAAAUAUUUCUAAAUGAAUAUUCAGCUUUUAUUCUAAAUUAUUCUAAUCAGCAGUUAUGACUUUUUUGGUUACAACUAUUUAUCAUUGUCAUUAUUGUUUCUUAAAAAGCAGAAAAAAACCCCACACAAAUUUAAUUCCAGGCUCAUAUAACAAACUAGUAGUCAAAUCAUGUCAUUAAUUUAUUGUAUUAUUUAGGAUCCCGAAAUUGUUCUUGUUGAACCCGAAAGAAUUGAUCAUUAUAAUAUUCAUUUCUAUGAAUUACAUAACAUUAUUUUAAAUUGACUUUCACAUUUUUUUGGGUCUGUUUUUUCCCCCCUUUACCCACUAGAGACUGCUAUAACCCAAUAGACAUUGAUUUUUCCAUCAUUAGAUAUUGGAUGAAUUUUUCUUUAAAUACCAAUGCUUCAAAAUACGAUUUUCUUUAGGAAAUAAUAAGUACUAUUCUAAGGUAUACGUUAUGCUUGUUUAGAAUGCUUUCAGUGUCUUUGUUGAUAGCUAACAUCAUAAACUUUAGAAAUAAAAACAUUUUAGAGAUUGUUCUAGAUUAACUACUUUAUUCUACAGGUACACUAAUAGAGAGAAGAUAAAAUUCAAAGCAGUUAAAUUUUCAUUGUAAUAGUGUAUAUGGAGCUUAGAAAAAGUUAAAUAUGGUUUUGGAAGGAUUUUGAUAAUUAAUUUCACUGUGUUCCCAGCAUUAGGGUGUAGAAAUGUUGAAAAAUUAAGCAAGCCCAAUUAGGGCAAAAGUUUGAUAAUUACUGAUUGCAAAUCCAGAUCAGAGGUGGCUAUGUGAUGCUUUUAUUUUGUUUUGCUUAUGUGAUGCUUUUAUUUUUAAAAAAUACCUGCCUUCGUCAGAAUCCAAUUAACAAUGGUACAUAGUUACAUGACAUUCUUUUUAGCACUCUACUUAUGAGGAACAGGUUAAUCAUAAGCAUCAAAAAGUGAUAAUAAUAAAUUCAAUAAAAUAACUAUGUUAUUCUAUAGUUUUCACUUGAUAUGUUGCUAUUCCUUUAUAUUUUCCAUUGACAUUUGAUGUUUAGAAUAGUAACUUUUUUCUUUUUUUAUUGAAGUAUAGUUAACA